Messenger RNA from Plectropomus leopardus (leopard coralgrouper), 862 nucleotides. Lineage: Eukaryota; Metazoa; Chordata; Actinopteri; Perciformes; Serranidae. The record is from RefSeq and is a predicted model, not a curated record.
GAGGUUAGGUACCGUUGAAAUUUUCCCAUUCCGAAAUGUGACAGGAUGCUGAACCAUCACUGCAGAAGGAACCCUGAGCUUCAUGAGGAGCUGCAGAUCCAGGCUGCAGUGGCAGCGGGCGAUGUCUGCACCGUCAGGAGGAUGCUCGAACAAGGAUACUCGCCUAAGAUCCGCGACGCCAACGGCUGGACGCUGCUCCACUUCUCUGCUGCCAAAGGAAAAGAGAGAUGUGUUCGAGUCUUUCUGGAGCACGGAGCCGACCCCACAGUGAAGGACUUUAUCGGCGGCUUCACAGCACUUCACUACGCUGCUAUGCACGGCAGAGCUCGCAUCGCCCGACUGAUGCUGGAAUCUGAGUUUCGCAGUGACAUUAUAAAUGCAAAAAGCAACGACGGCUGGACGCCGCUGCACGUGGCGGCCCACUACGGUCGAGACUCGUUUGUACGCCUCCUCCUCGAGUUCAGGGCCGAGGUGGACCCGCUGAGUGACAAAGGGACCACGCCACUGCAGCUGGCCAUCAUCCGCGAGCGCUCCAGCUGCGUACGGAUCCUCCUGGACCACAGUGCCAACAUUGACAUUCAAAACGGCUUCCUGUUGCGAUACGCCGUCAUCAAAGGCAAUCACUCGUACUGCCGCAUGUUCCUGCAGAGGGGGGCAGACACUAAUCUAGGACGUCUUGAGGACGGGCAGACCCCUCUGCACCUGUCAGCCCUCAGGGACGACGUGUUGUGCGCCCAGAUGCUUUACACGUACGGGGCUGAUACCAACACCAGGAACUACGAAGGCCAGACGCCGGUAGCCGUGUCCGUUAGCAUGUCUGGGAUCAGCCGGCCCUGUCUGGACUUUCUGCAGGAGGUCACCA